AUUUGCAGGCCUAUCUUUCGAGUGAUGAAAGGAUUCGUGGUGGUGCAUUUGGGUGCCGGGAACUAUGCCAAGUCUCACCACCCGGCGUACUGCUCCCUCGCGGAAGAAGCGUGCACCGCCGCCAUCGAAGCUCUGCAAUCUGGCUGUGAUGCCGUCGAAGCCGCCACGAGGGCGGUCGAGGUUCUCGAAAACUCUCCUCUCACAAACGCUGGUGUCGGCUCCAAUCUCACAACCGAAGGUCACGUGGAAUGCGACGCGAGUGUAAUGUGUUCACGUGCUUCCCUUUUCGGCGCCGUUGGAGCAGUGAAGUGUCUCAAAAAUCCAGUCCGGACAGCGGAAAAGCUACUGAGAUUACAAUCAAAAGGCAGCAUGACUUGUGGGCGAAUCCCACCAUCCUUCCUUGCGGGCCCCGGAGCAGAGAAGUGGGCUUCCGACAACGGUUGUGUCUUGAUCAAUCCCCGCGACCUCAUCACUAAAGGAGCCUUACGACAGUUUGCAUCCAACACAAAUAAGCUGAAGCUCGCUGAAUUCGGUGUGCAAGACACUGUGGGCGCCAUUUGCGUGGACUCUAAUGGAAACGUUGCCUCCGCCGCUUCUUCUGGCGGUAUUGCAAUGAAACAUUCUGGUAGGAUCGGACCCGCUGCGUGUUACGGCGCCGGAACUUGGUGUGAAUCUGAAGGACCCUCCGCUGUAGCAGUUUGUGCAACCGGGUCUGGGGAAUACAUGAUGAGAACUUUGAUUGCCGAGCGAGCGUGCAGUGCGUUGAAACAGCGUGACAUGCUGCAGGACAUUGUGGAAAAGUAUUACAACAAGUCUUCAACGUUGAGUUUGAUCCCAGAGACUGAAAAGCUGAUCGGACUUUUAGCGGUGGAAUCUUCUGGUCAGGGUUCGAAAGUGGUCAUGACGUAUUGCCAUUCGACAAAGAAUAUGUGCAUUGGUUUCUCGACUACGUCCGCGAUGAAGCGGCCGGUUAGCUUUGUUUCCGAAUUGCCACUCGACAAAGAGCCCGGGAAAAGUUUGAUGUCUUCGGGACACGCUUUUACUUUAUCCAAGAAAUCAGCUUCGAAAUGUUGACUCGGCUUCCGCAUCAUCCUCUAGUGUGACUUGUCUUUUAAUUUCAGGCUUCUUUUGUUCUGUGAUGGAACGGUUGAAGAGUGAUGAAUCGAUGAAACGAAGUUCGCCUGAGAUGUGGCCUGAGUCGAUUCCAGGGUUGAACGCGUUCGUCGCUGAAAGGGUCAGAGAUGGUGGCGAGAGCCCGAUUCCCCCUUGGCUUGAUGAUCUUGGGGAAAGUGAAAUAAAUUUGCUCCAAGCAUUCGCAAACAAGACCCCGCGUGAGCUGAUGACGGAAAUGCGUCUUCUUUUAAACAAAGCAUACCACUUGGGUUUGGAAGAAGCUAAGGAAACGGCGAGAGGGAAAUAUUUGAAGGUUUUAGAACGUCGGUCACAACAGUGAAUGGAAUAUUUUCAAUGUGCAUUAUUUUUACAAAUAUAUUUCCGUUACAAAAUCUCA
Notodromas monacha is the source of this 1510-nucleotide messenger RNA. NCBI's taxonomy places the organism in Eukaryota, Metazoa, Arthropoda, Ostracoda, Podocopida, Cyprididae. The record is from the annotation of a GenBank genome assembly.